Sorex araneus (European shrew) is the source of this 2544-nucleotide messenger RNA. RefSeq names its product rhomboid like 2 (gene RHBDL2). Gene Ontology annotation, molecular function: serine-type endopeptidase activity. NCBI's taxonomy places the organism in Eukaryota, Metazoa, Chordata, Mammalia, Eulipotyphla, Soricidae. The record is from RefSeq and is a predicted model, not a curated record. The transcript has 8 exons. The coding region runs from base 168 to 1091 and encodes 307 amino acids. Gene Ontology annotation, cellular component: membrane.
CCCGAGCGCGCGGGCUGGACGCCGCGGGACGGUUCGAGUUCGGGAGCCCCCGGGAGCGCAGCGUCGGCGCGAGCCGCAGGGCGCGGAGGCAGCCGCUGGGCCACGGCGUCGGGGAGCGCGCGAGUAACCGCUAAUAGCGUCGGAGCAGCCUGGGCCUGGACCCUCGAAUGGAGAAAAGAACCAGGACAAUGGCAGUUAAUUCGGAUUUGGAGUUGGAGGAGAUGGAUUUGGGUAUAGGAGAAAGUGCUAAAACAAUGAUGGACGAAGAGAAACCAGGAACGGAAGGCAAACAUCCCAUCAAGAAGAAAAAAGUCUAUAGGGUUGUCUCAAAAUGGAUGCUUCCUGAAAGCAAACGAGUGGCAUAUCUUGAGAGAGCCAACUGCGUGCCACCCCCUUUGUUCAUUAUUCUCAUCAGUAUAGUGGAGCUGGCAGUGUUUGUUUACUAUGCUGUGUGGAAGCCCCAGAAUCAAUGGAUCACCUUGGACCUGAGCAUCUUGGAGAGUCCCUUCACCUACAACCCUUACAGGAGGCAGGAAGCCUGGAGAUUUAUCUCAUACAUGCUGGUACACGCUGGAAUUCAGCACAUCUUAGGGAAUCUUAUCAUGCAGCUCCUUUUGGGCAUCCCCUUGGAAAUGGUCCACAAAGGCCUCCGGGUGGGGCUGGUGUACCUGGCGGGAGUGCUUGCAGGAUCUCUUGCCAGCUCCAUCUUUGACCCGCUCAAGUUUCUAGUGGGUGCGUCAGGAGGAGUCUAUGCCCUCAUGGGAGGCUAUUUUAUGAACGUUUUAGUGAAUUUUCGAGAAAUGAUUCCUGCCUUUGGAAUUUUCAGACUACUGAUCAUCACGUUUAUAAUCAUGUCAGAUAUGGGAUUCGCUCUCUAUAGAAGGUUCUUUAUUUCUGGAAAGGAGUCACCGGUAUCUUUUGCAGCUCACAUUGCAGGAGGAUUUGCUGGAAUGUCCAUAGGUUAUACUGUAUUUAGCUGCUUUGAUAAAGCACUGCUGAGAGAUCCAAGAUUUUGGAUAGCAAUUGCAGCUUAUUUAGCUUUUACUGUAUUUGCUGUGUUUUUCAAUAUUUUUUUAUCUCCAGCAAACUGACCUGCUCCUACAUAAACCAAUGGAUUAAAAAGAGCCAUCUGAGAGAAAACAAUAAAGAACUGAAACAAUCUACAAAGAGACAGAAGACCCAGCAAAUGCUAGCAAUUUUGUAAACAGACAAAAUGGUACUGAAACCAUCAGUGCUUAAGAGGCUGAAGGAAGUAGCUUCUGGAUGCAAAGCAAGGGAAGAACUAAGAAGUGAGAAGUGAAAACCAGACGUUGGGUCUUUCCCAGGUCUAUGGUAUGCGCUUAUGUACAGGUCUGGAAAUAUUGUUCUCCCUGGAGAAUCUGAUAGAAAUUUCUUGAUAGAACCCAUGAAUUGUACUAUUCUGGUAAUAAAAACUUUUCAUACAUUGUGUCAGACUGUUGAUAGUCACUUUUGACAACUGUUCCCCAAAAUAGAACAUUGUUUGAGAUGCUUUAUAUAGUUUAUUGCUAAUCUUUUUUUAAUAACUCAGAAAGGUAGCUAUUAUUUUAUGCUUUAGAGAGCAGGACUUGGAAACUCUUGUCAAAAAAUUAAAUAACUUGGGGGUCUGGAGCAACAGCACAGUGGGUAGGGCAUUUGCCUUGUACGCUGCCGACCCGGGUUUGAUUCCCAGCAUCCCAUAUGCUCCCCCGAGCACUGCCAGGGGUAAUUCCUGAGUGUAUGAGCCAGGAGUAACCCCUGUGCAAAGCCGGGUGUGACCCAAAAUGCAAAUAUAAAUAAAUAACUUAGGGGCCAGAGAGAUAGUAUAGGGGUGGUUAAGGCACUUGCUUUACAUGUGGCCAACCUGUGAUUGAUCCUGGGCUCCACGUAUGGUCCCCAAAUGAGCACAGCCAGGUAUGGUCCCCAAAACAAAAAACUUUAUCUAGGAAGGGCAGAUUCUAUAGAUGGAUAAUUACUUGAAAGUCUGUAUUCUCCUCCACUGGGGGAGUGUUUAGAAAAUACCUGAGGGUGCUUGGGGCUACUCCUGGCUCUGUGCUCAAACAGGGCUGAGCUGAGCCAUGCAGGGCAGUGCCUUAGUCCCUGUACUAUCUCUCUGUCCUUCUAUCCAUUUUCUUACUGACAGUAUUUAAGAGCAACAAUUCCUUACUAAAUCUUUGCAAACUUUGCAUUUUGAUCGUUAAAAAAUAUUUGCUUGUUUAGUUCUCUUAUAAUGAGAUUUAAAAUUUUUAUUCAGUGUAUGUGUAAUUUACAUGUUCCAGAUAUGUGCUUUAAUAAAACUGUUUUUUUUUUUCGGGUGGAACACCUGGUGAUGCUGAGGUUAUUCCUACUCUGUGCUUAGGAAUUACUCCUGGCGGUGCAUGGGGAACCAUAAGGGUUGCUGGGGGUCAAAAGUGGGUUGGCCAUAUGCAAGGCAAGAGCACUACUCGCAAUGCUAUCGCUCUGGCCCCAAUAAAACUAUUUUUUAUAUAAAAUUUGAAUAGAUGUACAAUUUUUAAAUAAUGAAUGCUAAUGAUUGUCACUGUCACU